This is a messenger RNA of Neurospora tetraspora, 3763 nucleotides long. RefSeq lists its product as uncharacterized. Bases 102 to 3452 code for a protein of 1116 amino acids. The transcript has a single exon. Gene Ontology annotation, molecular function: transcription cis-regulatory region binding; zinc ion binding; DNA-binding transcription factor activity, RNA polymerase II-specific. Gene Ontology annotation, cellular component: nucleus. The record is from RefSeq and is a predicted model, not a curated record. Gene Ontology annotation, biological process: regulation of DNA-templated transcription. NCBI's taxonomy places the organism in Eukaryota, Fungi, Ascomycota, Sordariomycetes, Sordariales, Sordariaceae.
UUUCCCACCCGGACACCAACAGCGUCAUCGGCAGAUCGGACGAAGAAGGCCCGUCAUCACCGACGUCAACCGACGCUUGUUUCCAACCACGGAAGCCGACCAUGGAUAUUGAUCGCAAGCCGACGCCGAAUGUACAAAUUAAAGCUUCAAUGGCGACACCGUCGAUAAGCGCGGCCGCCCAGAACGCGACGAGUAAUACCAAGGGUGGCCGUGGUAUCAAUGCGCCGAGUCCCGGCAACCAACAUCAACAACAGCUACAUCCACAAUAUCAUCCCAACUCCCAGGCCCACCUACCAUCCGGUCAACCAGACCACAGCUCCCAACUUCGAUCUGCUACUGUAAGUCAGACGAAUUCGCCAGUGCAGUAUCAGUCGCAGUCGCAGUCGUCGGCGCAACCUUACAAUGUCCAACCGCAGUUGCAGACACCGCACAGGCGACCAGACUCGAAAGCAUCCGCAACAUCGCAAACAACUGCUCAUAACCCGCCGCAAUCGCCAACAUCGUCCGUCGGUUACAGUCCAAACUCUUCGGCUGCCGCUGGCACUGCUACGGCCAAUGAUACGCCUGCCGAUGUCCCAUCUCCCGGUGUUGAUGGCGGAGGCAGGGAUCCCAACGGGGAACCCAAGAAGCCUCGGGCUUGCGAAAGUUGCCGUGGUCUCAAGGUUCGAUGUGAGCCAGACCCCGCGAAUCCGAACGGGGACUGCAAGCGAUGUGCCAAAGCAAAGCGUCCUUGUAUCGUGACGGAACCCUCGCGCAAGCGUCAGAAAAAGGCAGACAACCGGGUGGCGGAGCUGGAAAAGAAGAUCGAUGCUCUGACAGCGACCUUGCAAAACGUGCGCGGUGGCACGAAUCCCUUGCCCAUGACAUCCCCACCUGUCUCCUCGGCAACUACUACUGGGCCUGAUGCACAAGCGGCGCCCAGGUAUACAGCGACUCCUUAUGAUCCCAAUGGCUAUGGAUCUGGAAGGGGGGCAUCUAGUCAACCGCCUUCCGCAACAAAGGAUUGGCCUGUUCCCCCAAGAGAACAGCCUGCGUCAGGACGCCAACAGACACCGUCACGAGCCUGGCCUGGGUACAGUGAAAUGGAUCGCGAUAACAACCUCUACCUAACGCCGACUAUAGCCCCUGGGGGACAGAAAAGGAAGCAUACCGAUGAUAGAGAGCGAGCUAGUCAGGAUCCGCGAGAUGGUUUCUCGAUACCACGGCCGCCAAUAAGACACCCUGAUAUUGUUGACCGAAACAUAAUCAGCAUGGUUCAGGCAGCUGCAUUCUUCGAGCGUUAUCAUAAGCAUAUGGUUCUGCAUCUACCAGGCGUCGUUUUCCCCGCCGACAUGACGGCAGACAAGCUCAGGAGAUCAAAACCGAUCCUUUUCCACGCAGUCAUGGCUGCUGCCGCGGGGGAAGUACCCUCAGUGCAGAAGAUUCUGACGAACGAGUUGAUGAAACGCUUUGCGGAGGAGGUCAUGGUGACUGGAAGCAAGAGUCUAGAGCUCGUCCAAGCAAUUCAGGUGGCUACCAUAUGGUACUGGCCGCCCGAACGCUUUGAGGAGCUCAAGUUCUACCAGUUACUUCACAUCGCCGCGGUUAUGGCCAUCGAUCUCGGUCUUGGAAGGAACAGACAGCCAAGGGGCGGACUAAGGAAUGGCAUGCCCUCCACCAUACGUGAUAAAAUCAUGUAUAAACCACCUCCGCCGGAUCCCACGUCAAUCGAACCCAGACGGGCGUGGUUGACGUGCUAUUUUCUCGCCACCAAUACUUCCAUGGCACUCCACCGACCGAAUCUCAUCCGAUGGUCCUCGUUCAUGGAAGAAAGUGUCAAAAUACUAGAGACGUCGCCUGAAGCAGCACCAACGGACAAGUAUCUGUGUCACCUAAUUUGGACGCACAGACUAGCAGACGAAGUUGGCAUCAAUUUCUUCGAUGAUCAUAACUCAGGCUCCAGCAUCACGAUUCCGAGAACACAGCAUCUACUCAGCUACUUUGAGCACAAGCUGGACGAGUACCAGAAGUCACUCCCAGACGACAUGCGACAGCCAUCGCUCAUGUUAAGCUUUUACGUCCUUGACUUGUACAUGCACGAGAUCGUCUGGCAGAAUGAGAGCCCCGAUGACGGCAAAGGGCCUGCCACGUCAAUUGAUGGCCAAACAGCCUGGCUGGACGGUAACUUGACGCCUGCCCACGUGAAAGCGCUGAGCGCAACUCUGGAGGCCAGCAAGCACAUCUUUGACGUGUUUCUCACCAUGGAGGUCCAUAGUAUACGCUGUCUGCCGGCCUUCAGCUUUGUGCGCAUCGCCUACGCCGUGGUAAUCCUGAUCAGAAUCCAUUUGUCUGUGAUUUCGCCCAAGACCGAGCUGGGAAAGGUGAUGAAAAAGGAGGACAUAGAGGUUGAGAAGUGGAUCGAGAAACUCCUGGAGAAGUUCAAAGCUACCAUGGCGGACGACAAGAACAGGCCAGCUGCCAAAUUCUUCUUCGUUCUCGGGAUGCUUAGACAAUGGUUCCAAGCGCAGAAGCAGCCUACCUGGCCCAAAGGUUCACGCACCUCCAAUGCUGAGGCCGGUGGUCCUUCCGGAGCGGCAGCAAUGGGUAGUAUAACUUCGACAGAGUCGUCAAGUACGCCUUCAUUUGCUGGCAAUCAAUCAUCACGAAAAGAUAACGCUGGCGACAAGGACCUCGCCACCGCCGCCGGGCCGUCACGAUCAAAUCAAACAUACAAGCAACAACAGCAACGGCAACAGCAACCGAAUGCAUCCGAUUAUCCAACCACAGCAGACACGCCACUCCAUCUCCUCUCCGAGGUCGCGACACACGAAUCAUCAACCGUCCCGACCCCCAACUCCGGUCCUCCUCCUCCCGGAAAACCCACCGUCACAGCAGGUCCAUCACCUAGCCAUACCGCCCACAUGCCCAACAACGCGAACAUCAUCCUCUCAACCCCAAUCAGCGCUCCACCCAACGGGGCUUCGGUGGAGUGGAAUCUCCGAUCACAGCCACAGCCUGCCCAACAACCAUCAUUCAUGUCUGGCGCCAGUCCCGCCACGACAGUUCCAGAUAUGAGCCAGCAGCAGCCCGAUCCCCUACCCUGGCUCAGCCAAGCGUUCAUACCCGAAUUCGAACCGGCCAUCUUCGGCGACGGAUUCGAGCAGGCCAUGGACUUGACGCUCGGCGGGCUGGUGGGCGAUGAGUUCAAUAUGAUGGCGCUGGGUAUGGGCUUGGGUAUGGGAGUAGGCAUAGGAAUGGGCGGUGGGGGCUUCGACGGCGGUCUGGGCGCUGGGUUUGGAGAUCAGUGUGCUGCUGCUGCUGGGUUGGGGGGAAGGCCGCCGUCGGCGUAUGAUUACGGUCAAGGUUGGUAUGGGGCGGGACAGCAGCAGCAGGAUGGGAAUCAGGGGAGAGGAGGAGGCGGUAGUGGUGGACAUCAUGCUGGGGGUAUAAAUCCCAAUAUGGGUUAUUACUGAUGGAACGAAACCAUGGUGACAUUGCUGGACUGGAGUGUCUUCGAAAGCGCUGGUGCUCUGAACGUUAGCACUAUUUCUCCCGAAUGUCUCUUUCUCUGUCACAGCUUGAAUCAGUUGGAGAGCUUGAAUCAGUUGGAUAUUUGGAUAUAAAAUCAAGCAUUGAUACGUGGCAUGAGUAAUGGUUAAUGGUUAAUAGAAGAACUUUGUACUCGUCAGGGAUGCAACAAGAGCCACACUCCACGCACGCCCAAAACUCCCCAGGUACGCCCUUCAAGUACACCCUCUUAAGACACUCAAGAAAAGGAUUCCGU